Messenger RNA from Pistacia vera, 1515 nucleotides. Its product is annotated as ankyrin repeat-containing protein BDA1-like. The transcript is spliced from 4 exons. Bases 1 to 1515 code for a protein of 504 amino acids. Gene Ontology annotation, molecular function: protein binding. The record is from RefSeq and is a predicted model, not a curated record. NCBI's taxonomy places the organism in Eukaryota, Viridiplantae, Streptophyta, Magnoliopsida, Sapindales, Anacardiaceae.
AUGGAUGAGAGGCUGCAGAUAGCCGUGGAGGAGAGGUUGCCGAUAGCCGGGGAGGAGAGGUUGCAAAGGCUGCAGCGUGCUGCCGCAGAAGAAGAUGUGGAUGCAUUAUUUUCAAUACUUGCGGAGGAUCCUCUUGUUUUGGAGCGCUUUGAUGAGAAAGCAUUUUUGAGUACUCCCUUACACACAGCUGUAAGAGAGGGAAAGAUCCGAUUCGCAAAGGAAAUAGUAAACCUAAAGCCUUCAUUUGUUUGUAAGCGAGACCAUCUUGGGCGUAGCUCCCUUCAUUUGGCUUUGGAGGGGAAGCACGGGGAACUGAAAGAGCUUAAUCCCCCUCCUUUGGCUUUAGAAGAAAGGUAUCAGGAAAUGGAAGGGCGUGGUCCCUCCGAUUUGGAUUUGGAGAAGUAUCAAGAAUUGGUAACAUGGCUGAUAAAAAUUCACCCAGAGCUUGUUCGGGUGAAAGCAAAGGGAAUGGUUACUCCUUUGCACUACGCAGCUCAAAUAGACGAUGAAUUCAAUUUGGCUGAUUUUUUGUAUGUUUGUCCAUCAUCUAUUGAAGAUUUGACAGUUAAAUCUGAAACUGCUGUCCAUGUGGCUAUCAAAAACCGGAGUUUCAAGGCUUUUAAAGUCUUGUUGGGAUGGCUUCGACGCUUCGACAAAGAAGAUAUCCUAAAGUGGGAAGAUGAAGAAGGAAACAAUGCGUUGCAUACUGCAAUUUCUGCAAAUCAAGCUGAGGUAGUAAAGCUGUUGAUUAAAUAUAUGGACGUAAAUGGAGUGAACGGUAAAGGUUUGACAGCUCUGGACAUCUUCUACGAUCUCCAACAUUUGCUGAAUCCAGAGGUUAAGCAAAUUCUGCUUGGUGCUAAAGCUAAAAGAGCUUCUAAACUCAAUCUUCUCAACUUAAAAACAAUAGUUAUUUACCGUUUAUUCCGUUCUAAAAAUUUAUUUGUCCGCUACUUAUGUUGGGACCUAAACCCUGUGGAAGUAAUUAUCAAAAGCACAGGGUUUGGAAACCUAAUCAUAAAUAGGACUCCUCUUGAAGUCCAAAACGCGGUACUUGUGGUGGCAAUAUUGAUUGCAACGGCCACCUACCAAGCAGCACUCAGCCCCCCAGGAGGAAAUUGGCAAGAUGAAGGUCAGGUGGCAACAAAGAACACUUCUGUAAUCAAGAACACAUCAGCAGUCUCAUUAUACAACAUUUUUCUGAAUCCAACAUUUUUUUACCGAGGGCGCUCACAGCAGCAGGCAGGGCAUAUGAUUCAGGGGACUCCAUCUCAUUUCUGUUUCUUGAUAUAUAAUACUGUGGCUUUUUCUUCUUCAGUUUGCACAAUUAUUGUUCUCAAAAAGGACAUUGAAGAAGGAUUGCUCAAAGUUCAAGCUGCUGUGAAGAAAGGGAUUGACAAGAAAGAUACAUGUAAUCUUCUAUCUAUGACAAGAACUCCCAGGCAAAAUGAGAAAUACAUUUAUACUGGAAACAAGACUAUUUCUCAAGUUGAAGCUAUAGGAGUUUAUGAUUAG